Messenger RNA from Metarhizium brunneum ARSEF 3297, 552 nucleotides. Lineage: Eukaryota; Fungi; Ascomycota; Sordariomycetes; Hypocreales; Clavicipitaceae. The record is from RefSeq and is a predicted model, not a curated record.
AUGCGUCUCAUCGCCACCUUCAUGCUUUCUGCCCAGCUGGCCUUGGGCCUGAAUUCCUUCACGGUCGAUUCUGACUGUGAUAGUCUUUUGGCGCAAGCUUUGGAUGGCGGACUUCCUCAGCCUGUACACUGGGCAAAGGCAGCCCUUGUUUGUAAAAGCGAUCCCACCAAAGACUGCUGCAUUUCGAGGAUCAAGAAUGGCCUUCCUCUGCCUCUUAGGUAUGACGACGCCGUCCCGUACUAUGAAAAGUGCGCGGGUGUUAGCGUCCCUAAACCACGCAAGGAGGACGACAUUGUCCUCCCAAGCCUUUCUUGCGAGCUGAUCCGCGACUUCCGCUGUGGAUUGGGAUUCGCUUCCGAGUUUUGCGACAUUGUAUACGCGGAACUGGAUCGUGAGCAGUGUUCGAAACAAACUGAAAAGGAUUGCUGUGGCGCUUACCCAGCAAAGAACCCAGAGGCAGUCCGACGCUACUACAGCAAAUGUGUGGGCACAUGCAAUGUAGUAACAGAAAAGGUUGUAGAACAAGAAGACUGCCUUGCGGUCGGCGAGUAA